Messenger RNA from Thalassophryne amazonica, 1755 nucleotides. It is a transcript of the gene grinaa, whose product is annotated as glutamate receptor, ionotropic, N-methyl D-aspartate-associated protein 1a (glutamate binding). Gene Ontology annotation, cellular component: membrane; Golgi apparatus; endoplasmic reticulum. Gene Ontology annotation, biological process: negative regulation of apoptotic signaling pathway. Bases 168 to 1226 code for a protein of 352 amino acids. NCBI's taxonomy places the organism in Eukaryota, Metazoa, Chordata, Actinopteri, Batrachoidiformes, Batrachoididae. The record is from RefSeq and is a predicted model, not a curated record. The transcript is spliced from 7 exons.
ACGUGACAGUCUCCUGCGGUGACGUCAGCUGCUAUCGCCCCAGUUCAGGCUGAUCCUGAUCCUUUAUGUCGGCGGGGCUGUAAUAAGCGCAUUAAAUCCUUCUGGAUACUUCAUAGUGACAAAAGAAUAAACGAUUGUUCUUGGCGUAGUGAAUUUUCCCUUAAGACAUGUCCCAGGACAAGAGUGGCUACCCUGUUAUGGGUGAGACCAACCCACUCCAUAACAACAUCUACGGGCCCCCUCAGCCAGGUUUUGCUGUGCCGCCUCCCAACUACAACCAGGCCCCGGGGGGUCCAUAUCCAGCAACAGAUGGAUAUGGCCAGCCAGCUUUUGCCCAAGCAGGCCCAGUGUUCAACCCUGGUCCUUAUCCUCAGAUGCCCUUCCCACAGGGGCCUUACCCACAGGGGCCCUACCCACAGGGGCCUUACCCACAGGGGCCAUAUCAGCAAGGACCCACACAACCAGGCUUUGCUGGAGACCCUGGUGCACCUAUAGGUAGUCCUGGUUACCAUGGUGAUGGGCCACCAUCUUACUACGACAACGACGAGUUCACAAACUCUGGAUUCGAGGACAAGUCUGUCCGACAAGCGUUCAUCAGAAAAGUUUUCUUGGUUCUCACAGCGCAGCUGCUCGUCACGUUCUCCUUCGUUGCAGUCUUCACUUUUGUUGACGACACUAAACGCUUUGUGCGCCUUAAUCCGUGGACAUAUUACGUGUCCUAUGCUGUGUUCUUUGUGUCACUGAUUGUCCUCAGCUGUUGCGGAGACUUUCGCCGCAAGCAUCCCUGGAACUUAGUCGCUUUGUCCAUCCUGACCCUGAGUUUGUCCUACAUGGUGGGUAUGAUCGCCAGCUUCUACAACACAGAGACGGUCAUCAUGGCUGUGGGCAUCACAGCUGUUGUCUGCUUCACUGUCGUCCUCUUCUCGCUACAGAGCAAGUAUGACUUCACCUCCUGUCACGGUGUGCUGUUCGUGUGCCUGAUUGUCUUGUUGCUCUUCUCCAUCCUCUGCAUUUUCAUCCGCCACAAGAUCCUCCACAUUGUUUAUGCCUCACUGGGAGCACUUCUCUUCACCUGCUUUUUGGCUGUUGAUACUCAGCUUCUCCUUGGCAACAAGAAGCUGUCGCUCAGUCCAGAAGAGUACAUUUUUGCUGCCCUCAAUCUGUAUACUGACAUCAUCAACAUUUUCCUCUACAUCCUGGCAAUUGUGGGACGUUCCCGUGAAUAGGGAUGCUGCAUCCAGACGAUGAAUAACGAGAAUGCCUCCAACCAUUGUGGAAAUAUUACUAACACUCCACUUUAAUUAGAUUUUUUUUUUCUCCUCCCAUUUUUCCCUCUUUCUCCUUCAUGUUAUUUCCUAUCUGUCAUAUAGUUCUUUUGAUUUGAAAAGCUUGUUCAGCAUUGGAGGACUUGUAGUCUGUCAUAAAAUGCAUCAGACAGGAGCACUUUAUUGUUUAAUACAUUAUUUAAAUAUGAAGUGAGCGAUCUGAAUUUUGGCCCCGGUGUCUGCUGUAACGCUCCUCUCUGCUUCUGCUAACACAGACAAGUACAGUAUGUUUACAGAACCUUCCCACCAACUUCCCGUUUGGCUCAGCAUGUACGUAUAGAAGAACAUCUUGUGAUCAAUGUUCUUGGCAUGUGGCUUUGCUGCAGCGCUUUAAUGAAAAUAAUUGGGGGGACGAUACCAUCAGCGUUUAAACCAAAUGCACCCGAGCUUUCCUCGUGAAGAGAAGUUGAUGCUGGAAAUGCCAGUUUCC